Coregonus clupeaformis (lake whitefish) is the source of this 1672-nucleotide messenger RNA. Its product is annotated as interleukin-8. The coding region runs from base 372 to 710 and encodes 112 amino acids. Gene Ontology annotation, cellular component: extracellular region. The transcript has 3 exons. NCBI's taxonomy places the organism in Eukaryota, Metazoa, Chordata, Actinopteri, Salmoniformes, Salmonidae. Gene Ontology annotation, biological process: inflammatory response; antimicrobial humoral immune response mediated by antimicrobial peptide; neutrophil chemotaxis. The record is from RefSeq and is a predicted model, not a curated record. Gene Ontology annotation, molecular function: CXCR chemokine receptor binding; chemokine activity.
CAGAGAGACAGACAGAUAAUGAGACUGAAUCAUACUAAGAGACAGGGACUCAAGAAAUACAACUUCUUUAAAGCAUUUAAAACCAGCAAGUUGACAUAUAGAACACAUGCACACAGUGGAUCAAAUUGCAUUACAGGGGAUCAGCAGCAGUAAACUUAAUCUAAAUGUGGUUUUAAUACAACAAUUAAAUACUUAACCCAGGACCAGCAAUCUCACAACGAUAAACAGAGUAAUAUCUAAUAAACUACUAAUGGUUUAUUUUGUUGUUCGAGCUUAGGCAUCCAGCAGGACCACAGUUACUGUAACUCCAGCUUGUCUUAGGAUCAAAUUACCUCAUCGUCUAGUUACUUGAACUCCAGUUUUUCGCUAAGAUGAAGAUGAGCAUCAGAAUAUCAGCCAGCUCUAUCGGUGUGCUCCUGGGCCUCCUGACCAUCACAGAGGGGAUGAGCCUAGGUGACUUGGGGUCAGACUUACGUUGUCGCUGCAUCCAGAUGGAGAGACGUCGGAUUGGUAAACUCAUCGACAAGGUAGAGAUGUUCCCUCCCAGCUCGCACUGCAAAGACACUGAGAUCAUAGCCACUCUGAAGGGGAGCAGUAAGGAGAUUUGUUUGGACGUCAGCGCUCUCUGGGUCAAGAAGGUCAUUGAGCAGAUGCUGGCCAAGUACAAGAUAAAAAAAGACCUAAAGACCUUGUCCAAACCGACCGUGUAAAACAACAAGAUGUUUGUCUGUCUACCUAUCCACCCAUUUGGAAAAGGGUCUACAGUAUAUGAAUCAUAUACAGAUAACAUUUACAGUUGCGGCCAAAUAUAUUGGCACCCUUGCACUUUUAUUAAAUUCCCUAUUUCUUCUAAAAUAAGUUGAAAACUGGGUCACCACACCUUGUUAUUGGAUUUUCAACAUAAGAGAACCUAUUUUAUUUUUGUAAACUUUAGUUGUAUUGCUUAUUGUAUUAAUUAAUGAGCUUGCUGCACAUUUCUACUGACAAUCUGGCCCACUUUUCAGCCGCAAACUGCUCUAAUUCUUAAAUAUUUUAGGGGUGUCCUCCACCAACUGCUGUUUUCAGAUCUUGCCAUAGGUUUUGGAUGUGAUUCAGAUCUGGACUCUUCACUGGCCACUCCAGAACAGUCCAGCAUCGCUUCUUAACCAUUCCUGGGUGGUUUUUGAUGUGUGUUGUUUGGGGUUGUUCUCCAGCUGGAAGACCCACAACCUUUAAUGGAGACACUGGCUUAAACAUUGGACUAGAAAACUUGGCGCACGUUCAAUGCUCUGAUUCAUUCGUGGGGGAUGACAUGUUUACUGUUGCCUUGUUUAAAAUUCAAAUUAAUAUGAUUGGAGGCAAUGAUUCUCGUUGAUUGUGUAAUUUAUCUCACCUGUGGUAAGUUGCAGGUGCCUAUAGGUAAACACAGCCUUCAGCCAAAACUGAACAUUCUGCUCCAUUGCACUCCAUUGUAAAGUACAAUGGUGCCAAUAUAUCUGACCAUAAUCUUAAAAAUGCAUUGUUGGUUAAGUUCUUGUAAGUAAGCAUUUCACAGUAAGGUUGUAUUCGUCGCAUGUGACAAAUACAAUUUGAUUUGAUUUGAUCAUAUAUGAUUUGACUUAAAUAAAUGUAUUUCGGAAUACAGAAAGACUUGCAUAUACUGUACUUGAGUAAAGAAAAUAUACAACAUUAA